Molecule: messenger RNA, 1699 nt
Organism: Symsagittifera roscoffensis
Lineage: Eukaryota; Metazoa; Xenacoelomorpha; Acoela; Convolutidae
Product: tripartite motif-containing protein 75-like
Exons: 1
Coding region: 199-1269 (356 amino acids)
Molecular function (GO): zinc ion binding
Source: RefSeq, a predicted model, not a curated record
CCGUUUGCCAAAUACUUUGAGUAUAUGUUUUAUAACUGACUUAGAAUAAAUUCGUAUUUUUCACUCGUUUUUCAUUACUUAUAAUUAUAUUAUAUUUUUUAAAAGAUUCAUGUUCAAACUGAAUCUGCCAGCAAUUACUUAUCAGGCGUAUCUGUAACAUAGAAAUCGAAAGUUUUUGUCAUUGCAUGAUUCUCAAAAAUGGCUUCAGGAUCCUCCGGCGGCCCAAAAUGUUCUAUUUGUAUUGAUUACCUCGAAAAUCCCCUUGCCUUACCUUGUGGGCAUUCCUAUUGUGGACCCCCUAAACAUUGCCUCCAAGGAAUCAAACACGGAGAACGUGGAACGUCUACCAAGUGUGCCGUAUGCAGUAAAGAAUUUCCCGGAAUAAACGUGUCUGACUUGAACCCAUUGUACGGAAUCAGAGAAGCCUUGCCUCAGUUAUCAGCCAGACAAAGAGAUAAUGCGGAUGGCUGGCCAAAAUGCACAAAUCAUGGCAACAGAAUCAUUCUUUGGUGCGAUGACUGUGCACUUGGCAUGUGUUCGGAUUGCAUGGAAGCAGGACACUCAACUCACAGCUUCCGAAGCUACAAAGAACGCAUGAAAGAACGGGCGCUAAAAUUUCUAGAUAAACUACCCCAAAUAGAUUCAAAAAUAAAGGGACUUGGAGGAUCUAUCAAUAGACACAACGUACAGAUAACCGAAUUGGAGCAAAAAAUUUUGGAGCUAAGGCAAAAUAUAAAAGACCACCAGGAGGAAAUUUUGAAGUUGAGCAAUGAGAAAAAACGACUUCAGAAUAUUAUGGCUAUGAAGCAAACACUGGAAUCUGUCGCAAAAGGUCAGGAAGUAGCCUCCAAUACAAAUAUACACACAUACUUGAGGGAAGAUUCAAUUUUGAAAUUGAAUGUCGACACUGUUGCUUUCACCUUCACAGAAAAAAUGCUGACAAAUGAACGUGCUUGUGAUACAAAAAAGCACCAAUGGAAUAACUGGGAUCUCAAAUUAUACUUUCAAGAAAAUCCGAUAAAAGUUCUUCUCCGUGUUUGGGGUACUUGCGGAAACAGGCUCAACAAUAUUUUUCUACGCAUCAGACUCCAUCUAUUAAACGACUCACCCGAAAAAACAAUCUGUGAGGAAUUCAAUGAGCCAGCACAGUCGACUAUCGAUUCCCGCUAUUAUUUUCUCAAAAUUCCGCCUUGCGCUGUUUCUAAUCCCAAUCUUGGUUUCAUUUCGAAUAACCAGAUUACAGUCAAAGUCGAAAUUUUAAACGACUAAACUGUUGCAUGUCUUCGAGAGGAUCUUAACACUCUAACUUCAUCGACUCUACCACCCUUUUUGUAUGAAAACCUCUGACAAAGUUCAUUUAUUAUUUGUUGAAAUUAAUGACUUCUACUUUUUAACAAAAAAAUUACUCAGAAACAAGUUAGAAUAGAAUAAGGUUGAGAUCGAGUGUAAAACCAUUCUUGAAUUUAAUUUGAAUUGUUGGCAAGAGUUUGUACAUAGGUCAACCAGGCCCUUCUAGAUGAGUUUGUAUGCAUAGCAAUUUCUCAGUGGCUUUUUAAGAGGCUGAAUUGCUCUCUGCGCUUGUUAAAAUUGGAACUCGCACUCGAGUUAUUUUUUUUCCUUUAAUGGAGUAUUGCACAACUUGAAAUAAACUUCUUUUAAGGAUAGAUUUUGACCAUAAAAAUUAAAACAUUUCAACUGU